AUGGACAUUUCUCCAGUGGGGUUGUGUCUCUAUGUUGCUCUGGUUAUGGUUCAGUGUGUUCAGGUGCAGUCUGAGCUGAGCUGUGAUCAGACAAAGUUCCUAAACCCUAAUGGCACAUGUGUGGAGUGUCCUGUAUGUGGAGCUGGAGAACAGCUCUCAGAGGACUGUGGAUUUGGAGAUGAUGGUGGAGGAGCCUGUGUGCCGUGUGACAAAGGGAAGUUCAGCUCCAAUACCGACGUGGCUCCCUGCAGAAGAUGCACCAAGUGCAGUCUGCUGAGCCGCCUGGAGAACACGGCCUGCUCCCCAAGCAGUGAUGCCCUGUGUGGCCACUGCCUCCAGAGGUAUUAUGAACUCAGGAGUGUGACUGGGGAAGUGGAGCCGUCCUGUGUGCCGUGUCACAGCCAUGACACAGUCCAUAAAGAGUGUUUGCUUUCCACAGCUCAGAGCUCCAAAGCAGGUAAGAUCCAGUGUUGACAGAUUUUUUUGUUCAAUCCAGGAGAAAAGGAAGAAGACAUUUCAGUGAUCCUGAUUGGUUCAGCAACAGCUUCCUCUGUUUUCCUCAUUGCUCUGCUGCUUUGGGCUUUCCUCCUGACUGCCAAGAGAUUCAAGCAGAUUCCAGAGUUUUGUCCUGGACCUGAGGGACUGUUGUCUGCAGCAGAUCUUCAAGGCCUGACCUCACUGAACCAUGGGAACGAGGCGCAUCCAACUUCUAUUGUGAUUAAUGUCACCACCAACAUCAAGCCCUCCAGUCAGAAGACAGAGAACAUCACACAGGAGGAGCAGAAAAGCAGCUGCUUCUCCACAGAAGAGAUGGAGCAAAAGCUGCAGACAAUAUGGGAGAAGGCUCAAGGUGACAGUGUCGAGACGCUCGACUAUGACUCAGUCCAGGACUUGUCCCUGCUCCUCGACUCUGCGGACGACAGGAAGGCGUUGAGGGGACUGGGGCGGUCUCUGGGUGUCCCGCCUCAGGUCGUCGUUCAUCUCCAAGGCUUCCAGGACCUCUUUCAAUACCUGCGCACCUCCACCUCCACACUGCUGCCCCAGCUGGCCCAGGCCGCUGCACUCUUGCCUAAUCCUGAGGUCGUUGCUAGGAUACACAGGGCUGUGGUGAACAAGUGA
This is a messenger RNA of Hippoglossus stenolepis (Pacific halibut), 1119 nucleotides long. RefSeq names its product tumor necrosis factor receptor superfamily member EDAR-like. The record is from RefSeq and is a predicted model, not a curated record. Gene Ontology annotation, molecular function: signaling receptor activity; protein binding. Gene Ontology annotation, biological process: positive regulation of JNK cascade; positive regulation of canonical NF-kappaB signal transduction. Gene Ontology annotation, cellular component: plasma membrane. NCBI's taxonomy places the organism in Eukaryota, Metazoa, Chordata, Actinopteri, Pleuronectiformes, Pleuronectidae. The transcript is spliced from 9 exons.